UCACUUUUUGAGUUAGCUCCAUUGAUAAGAAUUGGCAAGUUGCCUGUUCUUUGGUUUUAGUUCAGUACGCUUUUCGAACCAAUACGUUUCGAUGUAAGAGAUCAUUGGAUUUUCAACCGCGACGAGCUGCUGGCCAUAUUAUCAAAAUAAUUAAGGAGUGGAAUAUCCAUAGGAUAGACUGUCAACAUAUAAACACGACGAGGAUGCAGAAGCCACAUCAUGGUCCGUGCUGGAUGUUGCUUCUACUGGCAUCGCUGAUCGGUACUUUUAUGCUGGCCUUCAGCUACUGGAUGUUUGUGCCGCGCGAGGAGUCACUAUGGUCAAUGAUAUCGAACUACAGUGGAUCUGGAAUAAAGUACUCCCUGCCGCCGUCAGCAGUACCUGAGGAACUUAAGCUUCGGCAGAGACCGCCCUUCGUUUACCAGAUAUUACAUUGAAAGUAGAAGUACAAUAUAGUGUUUAUAUGCUAUGUAAUCUUACGCUAGUUUAACAAUAAAUUACAUGUACACAG
Drosophila melanogaster (fruit fly) is the source of this 511-nucleotide messenger RNA. RefSeq lists its product as uncharacterized. The record is from RefSeq and is marked reviewed. NCBI's taxonomy places the organism in Eukaryota, Metazoa, Arthropoda, Insecta, Diptera, Drosophilidae. The transcript has 2 exons. The coding region runs from base 204 to 437 and encodes 77 amino acids.